AUGAACGGCGUGAAAGAGCUUGAAAAGAAAGUAGACAGACAAGUGUUAUGGGAUCGACUUGAUGAAUGGUCCGAUAGAAAUAUUUCACAGGUGUUCAAGCAAGCACAGCCAGGCGAUGAAAUCGAAGUGUCGAUUGUGGUGGAUUUCAGAAAUGCACCAAGGUACACUUGCGCUGAAGAGAAGAAACUUUUCAUGACGAAAAUCGCACAACUGGAAGCCCGCUAUAUGCCGAAAUAG
Molecule: messenger RNA, 237 nt
Organism: Necator americanus (New World hookworm)
Lineage: Eukaryota; Metazoa; Nematoda; Chromadorea; Rhabditida; Ancylostomatidae
Exons: 4
Coding region: 1-237 (78 amino acids)
Source: RefSeq, a predicted model, not a curated record